CACAUGACCUAUUUUGCGUUCUUUUCUUUCGCGCUUUAGAGUUUACGGAUCGGGACAAACUACCAACCAUCACCCACGACCCCACGCCAGAAACGGGGACAUUCUUAUAUUUCGGAUCGUUCCUAUUCAUCUUGAGCUCAUUUGGCUGCGCGAUCUCCCCCCACCCACCCCAGAUUAGCAAAAUGGAUAUCGAUGAUCACAUCUCUAAUCGCGCGGCGACGUCUCACCGACGCGACGGCGGAUCACCUCCCGAUGAGCUGAAUCAGAUCCUUCGCGCUGGCUCAACAACGGGGCCAGAGAUAGAUGUUUUCGGCAGGGCGGAAGAGGAAGAGGAAGGUGUAUUGGAUAGACUAACGCGAUUGUGGAUGGACGAACGGAGUGCGCCUGAUAUCCUCCUGUGGCCGGGUUUGAUGGUGGAAGAAGUACUCGAUAAGUUGCAGGCUCAGAGUGAGAUGGUGGAACAUUUACAAUCCGAUCCAAGAACGUCUGAAGAAGAGCACUUUCGAAUCGUGUUGAUUCAGACCGAGGCGGAACGUGUACGGUACUUGUUGCGAUCGUACUUGCGCACACGACUGUACAAGGUCGAGAAGUAUGCAGCUCAUAUUAUUGCGACCCCGGAUUUACGCGGCCGAUUAUCUGUAAUUGAACUUUCUCACGCUGAGCGGUACCAAGAAAUGUUGAAGAAACAUUUUGAAGUUUGUGCGCUCAACGGGAUACCCGAAAAUUUGCGCUCGUUGACGGAUAACGAACCGGGGGUACCGGAAAUGGUCACCCGGCCCAACCUUGACCAACCUGUGUUCGUACGAGCAAAGAAACGGUGUCAACCUGUUACAUUGACAAACGGAAGCACACUAGAAAUGGAGCGUGGUGACAUUCAUUUGGUCCGAUAUCGCGCAAUCGAGCAUCUAGUGCGUUUGGGCGAUGCACACUUGAUUUAGUUCACCAAGUUACAAGGGUGCGGACGUUGAUAUGACGCUAUUUGCGAAUCAUCAUGGGGGCAUUACGGGGAAGGGAAAUCAAACCAGAAGCGAAAGCUACAUUGUUCAGUUGACGAAUUGUAUUCGCCAUCUGACCUUGUCAUAUGUGCACGGAUCCCUGUGAUUGUAAUGUUCUAGAAUACGGUUAAAUGAAAGCGGUUGAGUAAUGUC
Cantharellus anzutake is the source of this 1148-nucleotide messenger RNA. RefSeq names its product GINS complex Sld5 component. The transcript has 6 exons. Gene Ontology annotation, biological process: DNA-templated DNA replication; double-strand break repair via break-induced replication. The record is from RefSeq and is a predicted model, not a curated record. NCBI's taxonomy places the organism in Eukaryota, Fungi, Basidiomycota, Agaricomycetes, Cantharellales, Hydnaceae. Gene Ontology annotation, cellular component: GINS complex. Bases 183 to 938 code for a protein of 251 amino acids.